GUAAGUUGCAAAUAAUUCACGGCCAUCCAUAUCUUGAUAUUAGCCACAAAACAAAACAAAUAACAUUUAGUAUGAUGCAAGAGUUACCUCCACAGUCAACGCAAUUGGGGCCGCUGUGAUGGCUACUGCUGCCGCCACUACUAUGCUAGCCGAGUCCUUUACUACCACUGAUAAUGAAUUUAAUGCUGAUUCUUCUACUGCCGCUGUCUAUGAUGCUACUACUACCGCAGAUAAAGAGGAUACAAUAAGAACCGCUGCUGAAACUGACUCUCGAAGCUAUGAAGCAACCAGCACUAGUACUAUUACUCCCACCACUGACGAUGACACUAUUGCUUCUGCACAUCUUACCUGGGAUAAGAUACCAGCGGAUGAUCAUGAAUUGCGCCUUCAUUAUUUGGCCCAUAAAAAGUGUUCUCCAAGUGCACUUUUAAGUGAAGAAGAGAAGAUGUAUUUGAGUGAUUACAAAAGCAAUGGCUCUCCCAAGGCGGAUCUAUUAUUUAUUUGCGCAUCUCUACUUUUGAAAGAAGAACUCACGUGUGAAGAGGAUGCAUUGCUCGAAUUGAGCCUUUCCGGAAUUUACAACUAUCUGAAUCCAUAUAUGAAGAAAGUAUACCAAGAGAAGUUGAAUAGAUCACCGCCCUCCACAGUAAUAACUACAACCACUGCCACAAAUUCCGUUGCUGAAGCCAUGACAGGCGUUCGUAAUUUGCUUGACAGCGAGAAAGAUAUGGAUGAUAUACUGUAUAAAGUGCAGUUGGAAAAAGCCAGACUUGUCAAAGAGAAGUUGAGACACAGUGACAUGUACAAGGCGCUAGCAAUUCUGGAGAAAAUGUAAGUAGAACAAUAUACGGAAAUCUUGAACAUUCUAUUAACAACUGCCA
Rhizopus microsporus ATCC 52813 is the source of this 881-nucleotide messenger RNA. RefSeq lists its product as uncharacterized. Bases 119 to 835 code for a protein of 238 amino acids. Lineage: Eukaryota; Fungi; Mucoromycota; Mucoromycetes; Mucorales; Rhizopodaceae. The transcript is spliced from 3 exons. The record is from RefSeq and is a predicted model, not a curated record.